Molecule: messenger RNA, 2574 nt
Organism: Mesocestoides corti
Lineage: Eukaryota; Metazoa; Platyhelminthes; Cestoda; Cyclophyllidea; Mesocestoididae
Source: the annotation of a GenBank genome assembly
AUGGAAUCCGAUUCGGACAACGAGGAUAUUCCGGUGAAGCGCAGAAAGGGUGGUUAUGACACGGAUGCUGCAAGUGAACGGUCAACUGCCUUGUCCGAAGACAAUGAUGAAGAAGAGGACGAGGAAUAUGACGAUGAUACCUCCCGAAAACAUGGCAGAAGACGUCACCGAGACUUCAGAGACGUUAGGAAUCUCUUCAUCGAUGAAGCCGAAGCUGUGGAUGAAGAUGAAGAGGAAGAGGAAGACGAUGGUGAUGACGCAGAACUACUCGGCCACGAGGAAGUUGAGGCCAUACAGUCGGCAAUGACAUCAGCCCGUGAUCUAGAGGCCCGUGACAGAAUGAAAGAGUUUACUGAACAAGACGUAGAAUCUUUGGAACGUUAUUUCCAACAGCGAUACGAGUCACAAAAUUACGCCUCUCAUCGCUUUGGUGAGGGUGCUGGUAUGACUGCCAGCAUCAUCCAACAGGAGCGGGUCCCCGGCAUUAAGGAUCCCAACCUUUGGGUUGUGAGAUGCCAAAUGGGCGAGGAAAAGGCUACAGUUCUGGUUCUGAUGAGGAAGUUUAUUGCCUACCAACUUUCAGAUACGCCGCUGCAGAUAAAGUCUGCUUUUGCCAAGGAGGGAUUAAAGGGAUACAUAUACAUUGAAGCAUUUAAACAGACGCACGUGAAACAAGCUAUUGAGGGUAUCAAUGCUUUAUCACGUGCACAGUUUGAACAAAAAUUAGUUCCAAUCAGCGAGAUGACCGAUGUAAUGCGAGUUGUCAAGGAAACGGCUCAGCUGAAACCGAAGCAAUGGGUUCGCAUCAAAAGCGGCCUGUACAAGGACGAUCUAGCUCAGGUGGAAAGCAUCGAAGAUGCUCAAAACCUUGUUUGGCUCAAGCUAGUCCCAAGAAUCGAUUAUGAUCGCAAGCGCAACCGAUUUGGUGCCAUCGGGGAAGAGGAUGGGAAAUCGAGUGGUGAACAAAAGGGUGCGUCGAGUGCUCGUAAGGGACGCUGGAAGCGGCCACCCGCCGUCCUAUUUGAUCCCGCGAAAGUGUCUGAUCGGAUCAGUAGUGCUGGCUCCUUUAUACUUUUUGAAGGGAAUCAGUAUGAUUCUGCUGGAUUUCUUCGAAAGGAUUUUCGAAUGAAUGCAGUCAUUGCAGACGGAAUCCGGCCAACACUGGCUGAAUUGGAGCGUUUUAAUCAGGUGCCCGAUGGCGCUGAACUGGCUGCUGCUGCCGCAGCUGUUGCAACGAAGAAUGCCACUUCAGCUAAACUUGGACCAAACGGGGAGAUAGUAUCCUCUGGUCAUGGAUUCAUGCCCGGCGACGUUGUGGAGGUCUGCGAAGGGGAUUUGAAAAAUCUCCGUGGGAAGGUUGUCUCUGUAGAAAUCGACGACAGGAUCAUUGUUCAGCCCAGUCACUCUGACCUACGUGAGCCGAUUCCCUUCUCUCCAGUAGAAUUACGGAAAUAUUUCAGCCAAGGCGAUCAUGUUAAGAUUCUCAGUGGACGCUAUGAGAAUGAGACGGGUUUAGUUAUCAAAUUCCAGCCAGAUUUAUGCAUUAUUCUCGCUGACCAAAGCAUGACUGAGCUCCCUGUGGCCCCAAAAGACCUUCGUCUUUGGCAAGACCGUACCGCCUCAUCUGAGUCGAACGCGCCGGGUGGUUUACAUAUGAUGGAUUUUGUACAGAUCGACUCACACACUUUUGGUGUGGUUACUCGUAUCGAUAAAGGACUCAUCACCGUUCUGACAUGUAUGGGGAAGACCGUCACAGUCAAAUCCAACACCGCACUCCGGGUCGUGAAAUUGGGUGGUUCGCGGCGCGCUCCACCUCAAGCACUUGAUCGUACGGGAAACGUAAUUCAGAUCAAAGACAGCGUACGUUUUUGUGACAAGGCCUAUGAAAAGAUGACUGGGGAGAUCAAAUGCAUUUAUCGCUCCUGGGUGUUUGUGCACUGCCAAACGCUCAUGGAGAACGCUGGAAUGCUCGUGGUAAAGUCUCGCCAGGUUGAGCGGAUUGGUGGAGGUUCAAGUCAAGGUGCUGUUGGUGGUUUUGCUCAAUCGGAGGCCAGAGUUUCUGCGGUUCAACCAUUUUCAGGUGUCCGAGGUGGCAAUCGUAGGGGACCUGAUCAAGGAGACCGAAAAAUGAUUGGGAAAACUGCUCGCAUUGUCGCGGGUACUCUCAAAGGUUUGACGGGAAUCAUCUGUGACGCAACGGUAAAUGAGGUCCUCCUUGAACUACAUUCGCAGUUUAAGAAGGUGCACGUUCUGCGGAAGAACGUUGCUCUCCUUGAUAGCUCAGGCCACAUAAUUACCGGCCAGCUUGGUGCGACCCCAGCUACUCCAAGAGCAGCCUCUGUUCGGGAAGCUCGAACACCAGUGGCCGGUUCGAUGACACCGCAUGCGCCAAGCAUGACUCCUCGUGCCGACGCUACACCCCUGCCUUACGCCUUUAAUCCCAGUAUGGCUACUCCCGCUCACUUCGUUAACGAUGACGGCAUGUCCACGUCGAGUAAGUUACCGCAUUUUUUUUUCAAAAAAGCCCAACCUUUUGCUUAUGCUCCCUUGAAACUGCAAGCAAAUGCAGUCUAA